Messenger RNA from Pneumocystis jirovecii RU7, 1554 nucleotides. RefSeq lists its product as uncharacterized. The transcript has 6 exons. The record is from RefSeq and is a predicted model, not a curated record. Lineage: Eukaryota; Fungi; Ascomycota; Pneumocystomycetes; Pneumocystales; Pneumocystaceae. Gene Ontology annotation, molecular function: ATP binding; protein kinase activity. Gene Ontology annotation, cellular component: nucleus; cytoplasm; centrosome. Gene Ontology annotation, biological process: protein phosphorylation; chromosome segregation. The coding region runs from base 1 to 1554 and encodes 517 amino acids.
AUGGAGACUUCAGAAGGAGUCAAUGACGCUGAUUAUGAGCUCUUGGAAGUGAUCGGACAUGGUUCUUUUGGUCUGAUCCAUGGAAUGGUCUUUGCACGCAAGGAGAUCCACUACAGGAAAAUGGAAGAACGGGAGCGGAAGCAGCUGGCUUCAGAGGUGCAUAUUUUGUCGAAUUUACGGCAUCCUCAUAUUGUACGUUAUUUUGGACGAAGUAUUGAUCGUACGAAUCAUACCAUAUAUCUGUAUAUGGAGUUUUGUGGUAAUGGAGACUUGGGAUCACUUAUCAAAGAUUGCCAGCAGGAGAAUUCGAUGAUACCAGAGAAUAUUUUAUGGAGUAUUUUUGUACAGCUGACAUUGGCUUUAUAUAGAUGUCAUUUUGGUGCGGAUGCACCGCCGUCUGAAGUCUUAGUUUCGUCUUCACCUUCACCGUUAUCGUCUGUGGUUGUGCUUCAUCGGGAUAUUAAGCCAGACAAUAUUUUUCGGGACGGUGAGAUUUCUGUCAAAUUGGGUGAUUUUGGGCUUUCAAGGAUUUUAGACGAUCCAUCUAGGACGUUUGCACAAACAUAUGUUGGAACGCCUUAUUAUAUGUCUCCAGAGAUCAUUAAUCAUGAGCCGUAUACUGCAAAAUCUGAUAUAUGGGCAUUAGGAUGCACUAUGUAUGAAAUGUGUACAAAAUUGCCGCCUUUUAGAGCAAUGACACAGCCUGAAUUAAAUCACAAGAUACGUAGAGGAAUAUUUCCUCCUAUUUCUGGUUUGUACUCUAUGACUCUUAGGGAUACAAUAAGAUGGUGUCUUGCUGUUGAUCCGAAAAGAAGACCAAUGGCUUCUGAUUUGUUAAUGAUUGAUAUGUUUCGAGCUUAUCGUAAAGAAUUGGAAGUAUUGGCGUUGCGUAAAGAAUUAAAAAUGAGAGAAAGCUCUUUGUUAAAAAGAGAGGCAAAUGUCUUGGUAAAAGAAGAAGAGCUUAAAAAUAGAGAACGGAUAUUAUAUGAAAAAGAAAUGAAUCUAGAAAAAGUUAUUCAUGCUCAUCUUUGUCGAGCACAGCCGGAAAUUGAUCGAUUUUAUUCUAAAAUACAAGAAAUAGGACAUUCUGGAGAACGACCUACUAAUAGAUCACCCGCAAUGUCAUCGGCACAUACUAUUUCAUCUCUUCAUUGCUCAUCCCCUGUUAAGGAUAAACGUCAUACAACUAUUGAUACUAGUUUAACUAAAUUAUCUCCCACUCAUUUUUCUCCUGGAGAAAGAAGGCAGCUAACUAUGUCAAAUAUACCCAUUCGUCAACCAUUACAAGAAAAUACGUUAAAGUUGUCUAAUACAGUGUCGAAGAAAACACCAGUUACUCCCAGUCGUUUAAGAGUUUCUCCAAACAAUAGAAAAACUCUUGAUUCUCCACUUCAUACUCAAGGAAUUUCAAGAAACGAGAUAAAUACUGAAGCUAGCAGGAACCUUCGGAACCCAAGACCAACUGUUAUGGAAAUGUGGAGAAAAAAUGCAUGGGAAGAUGGUGAAGAACUUCCUAGUCCUUUUUUACGAAAGAAUGUCACUAUAUUGAAUUAA